UCUGGUCGCGGGGCGGUGCAUUAUGGUAGUGCUUCAUCUGGCUGUCCUUGUAGCCUGCUAUGGCCCUGCCCUACAACGGAAGCUCGCAGAGUCACGUGAGCGAGAUUCCGGGAGGAGUGCACAUGCGUAUUCCAGCUCUGAGCUUGGACUUCUCCAUGCUAGGGAAGCUUGCAGAGUCCGUGGGAGAGGGAGGGCAGGAAUGCCCACCGCCCUGUCAGUCGUGGGGUGAGGAUUGCAGUGCGCACGCGCAACCCAGUUGGCUUUCCCCUCCCCCUCUUCACUAUAAAUUCCGGGCUCUUCCCCAAGUCAGCAGCAUAGAGGAGAAGGAAGGAGGGACUUCUGGAGUCCUGGCUGCCAGGUUUCAGGAAUCUUUGACAUUCAAGGAUGUGGCUGUGGAGUUCACAUGGGAGGAGUGGAGACACCUGGAUCCUGCACAGAGGACUCUGCAUAGGAAUGUGAUGUUGGAGAACUAUGAGAACCUGGUCUCCAUAGGGAUUCCCAUUUCCAAACUAGAUUUGCUCUUCCUGUUGAAGAGAGAAGAUGUACAGAAUCAAGAGGGAGAAGCUGGGACAGGCACUUGUAUAGAAGGAAAAAUCAUACUUGAAAUGAAUGAGAUUUCUGCAGAGCUAAGCCUUUCUGGGGAAGAAACUCAGAAGCAAAGAUGCAUUGGUGAUGGUGCCUGUGAUUCCACUUGGAGAGAAAACUUUGAUGUACAUCAGAAAAUUCACACUGGAGGGAAACCUUAUGAAUGUAACUAUUGUGGGAAAACAUUCACACAGAGGGCCAGUCUCACUGUACAUCAGAGAAUCCACACUGGAGAGAAACCUUUUGAAUGUAACCAUUGUGGGAAAACAUUCACACAGGGGGCCAGUCUCACUGUACAUCAGAGAAUCCACACUGGAGAGAAACCUUUUGAAUGUAAUCUCUGUGGAAAGGCUUUUAUAAGGAGAGCCAGGCUUACUGUACAUCAGAGAAUCCAUACUGGAGAGAAACGUUAUGAAUGUAAUCAAUGUGGAAAGGCUUUUAUUCAGAGGGCCAGGCUUACUGUACAUCAGAGAAUCCAUACUGGAGAGAAACCUUUUGAAUGUUUUCAAUGUGGAAAAACUUUCCAUGAGAAAGAGGUACUUAGGGUGCAUCAGAGAAUCCACACUGGAGAGAAACCUUAUGAAUGUAAUCAGUGUGGAAAGGCUUUUACAUACAAGGCCAGUCUUACUGUACAUCAGAGAAUCCACACUGGAGAGAAACCUUAUGAAUGUAAUCAGUGUGGAAAGGCAUUCAGAUGUAGAAAGAGUUUGGUUAAACAUCAGAGUAUUCAUACUGGAGAGAAACCUCAUGAAUGUGAUCAAUGUGGAAAGGCUUUUACACAGAAGUCUGGUCUUACUAUACAUCAAAGAAUCCACACUGGAGAGACUCCUUUUGAAUGUAAUCAAUGUGGAAAGGGUUUCAGACGCAGGUACCUUCUUAAUCUACAUCAAAGAAUCCAUACUGGAGAAAAACCUUAUGAAUGUAAUCAAUGUAGAAAGGCUUUUACAGACAAGACCAGUUUUACUGUACAUCAGAGAAUCCACACUGGAGAGAAACCUUAUGAAUGUAAUCAAUGUGGAAAGGCAUUUAGAUGUAGGAAAAGUAUGGUUAAACAUCAGAGCAUUCACACUGGAGAGAAACCUCAUGAAUGUGAACAAUGUGGAAAGUCUUUUACACAGAAGUCUUGUCUUACUGUACAUCAGAGAAUCCACACUGGAGAGACUCCUUUUGAAUGUUACCAAUGUGGAAAGGUUUUCAGACAUAGGGAAUGUCUCAAACUACAUGACAGAAUCCAUACUGGAGAGAAACCUUAUAAAUGUAAUCAAAUGUGAAAUGGCUUUUAUAGACAGGUCCACUCUUACUGUACAUCAGAGAAUCCACACUGGAGAGAAACCUUAUGAAUGUAAUCAAUGUGGAAAGGCUUUUACACAGAAGUCUGGUCUUACUGUACAUCAGAGAAUUCACACUAGAGAGAAAUCUUAUGACUACAAUCGGCUUAGUAAAGUCCUCAGUCAAAAGUCAACUCUUAUUUCACCUCGGCUACCAAGUCAGGAAGCAGCAGUUCUUGGGGGGCAGCUGUCCCUUUGAGAACUUUUGCUCUACUGAUGAUACUGGGGUCAGGCUGCUGAUUAAAGGAAGAUUGCAGGGGACCUCCACUGGCCCUGGACGUGGGGCCUCAGCACAUUGAUCAGAUAUGGUCCCAGGCUGUGCCUAAUGAUGGGGGAGCACACAAAUAAGAGCAAUGAUUUUGUCUCACUUGGAAGUAAUCCAAGUCUAAGGUUUGCAUAAUUCAAGCUGAAUCCCUUUCUUUUUCCCUAUGGAAUCAUGAGUAUGAUUACCACUUGAGUUUAGGAAGAUGAGAAAUAGACUCCUUGGUGCCUCAUAGCAUGAGACAUCAGGGGCCUAGAAAGGAGCCUCCAUGAUCUUCAGUGUUAGGUCUAGUCAUUUAAAGGUGAUUAGGUAAAAGAAAAAGAUAAUCACAUACUGAAGCCAGAAUGUGCAUUGACUACUAGAAAAGACAUCAGAAGGCAGAAUGGAAAUAGAGAUUGGGGCCUAGUAUCAACCCUGGCCUAGUCUGUUAGUCAGUAAACAUUAAUGAAGCACCUACUAUGUUCUAGGCAGUGAGGACACAAAGGGAAACAAAAAACAGUCCCUGUUGUCAGAGCUUAGCAUCUAGUAUAGAAACAUAGUGAUAGUUCAAGAAGAAGUAAAAGAUCAUGAACCUCACUAUUAAAUGACCCAGGGAAAAGAGGGUGUUUUACUAAUGGAAAUAUAUUUAGUUAAACAGGGAAAUAAGUGAAUAGAGGUAUAAGAACCAUUACAGUUUAAGAAGGGGAAAAUUGGGGAACAAAUAGUAAAAAUCAAAAUAAUAAUGAAAAAAGUAAUAGCUAGCAGUUACGUACCACCUACUGUGUGCAGUGCAUUUUAUAAAUAUUAGCUCAUUUUGUUCUCAUAAGAACAUAAGGGUUAAGUGUAAUAAUUAUUCUCAUUUUACAAGUGAAGCAACUGGAGCAAGCGGAGGUCUUAUGACUUGCCCAGGGUCACCGUACUAGUGAAUAUCUGGGAUUGAUAUGCUUCUAUCCAGUGUACCAGGAAACUGAAAAUGCUCAUACAUGAGUGAGGUUGAACAUGAGAGAAGUUUAGAAGCUUUCUUGCUGAGGGAUGGAUAUGAAUUUUUUGUUUCUUUUUGGCUCCUUAGCCAGUCAGCAAGAUGAAUGGCAAUUUACCUUUUACAAUUCUUAUUACUUUAUGCAUUGUGCCACUUAGCUGCCCAAUGGGAAUUGGUUGAUCAGAGCAGUUUGUUUCAGUAGCCAUGAAUGUAGCUGAAGCAAACACUAUGGGAGCAUUUAGAGUUUGAUCAGACAUUUAAGACUCCAAGAUAAUUCACCAUAUCUACAGACGUUGCCAAUCAUCUUGUCUUUUGCAACAUGAGCAAUAUGGAAAUCAGUUUUAGAUGACUGCACAUAUAUAAUCUAUAUCAGAUUGCUUAACUUUUCAAGGAGUCAGGUGAGAAAGUAGGGAGGGAGAGAAUUUGAAACUCAAAAUUAAAAAAAAAUGCUGAGUCACCAGAGUCAAGAUAGCAGACAGAAAUCAGGGAUUUACCUCAGGUUUCCCAAAUUCUCGAUAUGACUUUAAAAUUAUGUCUCAAAACAUUGUGGAACAGAAGAACUCCAAAACGGAUGAGGUUAAAGAAUUUUUCAGCCUAGAGACUUUAGAAGGCCAUCAGAAAAGGUCACUCCCACCAUGGUGAAAGUGGAGCAAAGUCUAGCACAAGUUAUACCCUAACAGAAUAAUAGCAAGGCCAUGCCUUACUCUGUUAGCAACAAAGCCAUGUGCCCUGACCCAUCAGCAGCAGGCCCUUAAGGGAACUGAAUUGGCAGAAGCAACUUCUGGAGCUCUUAGUCCACAGACAGUUAGGGGCAGGGGGAGGUCAGACAACUUAUCAGAAGAUCAUAGAGUUCCCUUUCUUAGCAUUGGUUGCAGGAGUCUGUUUCAUAGCUCAUAUGUGGAUUCUAGUUCCAGGCCUGGUGGCAGUCCCAAUGUAAGAAGUACCAUUAGCUACAAGCACUGGAAGUAGUAGAAUUUGCAGCCAUAAGGGAUCUGGGAUGCUGAUCACAGUUCCAAAAUGUAAAACAAAAAGGCUGGUUAUUCACAGUCCAUAGCAUAGGCCAAGAGAGUAGUGAACACAUCUCUUUGUACAUCACAACACAGUGGAAGAAGUGAAACCACUCCACCCCAUUCCAGAGCCACCUUUGAAAGCACUUACAUUUAAAAACAAAACCCCAAGCUUGGGACAAUGCCUCCUCUACCCAAGGAGCAGCUUUAAAAUUUAGCAUAAAAGUCAAGAAAUAGGCUACAGAAACGAGCAAACAACUUUAAAAAAGCACUUCACCAUAAAAAGUUACUGUGGUGACAGGAAGAUCAAAACAAACUGAAAAUGACAAAGUCUCAAAGAAAAAUGUGAAUUGAUUUCAGGAACAGAAUAAAAAUCCUAGAAGAGCUCAAAAAAGGAUUUAAAAAAUCAAAUAAGAGAAAUAGAGGGAAAUUGAGAAAAUAAUUGAGUGAUAAAUGAAAUAAUGUUUUACAAAGGGUCCCUAGUUUGGUAAAGGAAGCACAAAAAAUACUGAAUAAAAAGAUGUUAAAAAACAAUAGCCCAAAUGAUGAAAAGGGCACAAAAAUCCAUUGAAAAAAGGAAUUUCUUUAAAAACAAAAUUGGCCAAAUGGAAUAAGACAUACAAAAAUGUAUUGAAGAGAACUGAAAAAGUAGGACUAGGCAAAUACAAAGUGGACAUACAAAAGUUAAAUGAAAACAAUUCCUUAGAAAUUAGAAUUGGGCAAGUGAUAGCUAAUACCUCCAUGAGAUAUUAAGAAAAUAAUUUUAAAUCAAAAGAACAAAUAGAAAAAAACGUGAAAUAUCUGAUUGGAAAAGUAACUGACCUGGAAUAGAUGCAGGAGAGAUAAUUGAAUGACUGUACAACCUGAAAGGAAUGAUUAAAAAAAAAAAAGCUAAAUUCCAGGGCUCCCAGAUUAAGCAGGAGAUAUAGCAAACAAUCCCCUGAAUUGAAACAAAAUUCCAAUAUUGUGUGGCCACAGUCAGUAUACCACAAGAUUUAGCAGCUUUGAUAUUAAAUGAUUGGCGAAUUAGGAAUAUUAUAUUCCAGAGGGUAAAAGAACUAGGUUUACAACUAAGCAUCAUUCACCCUGUAAAACAUUACAAAAAUUCAGGAGAAAAAAAUGAAUGUUCAAUGAAAUAGAAGACUUUUCAACUCUCAAGAGAUGCAUAAAAAGAAAAGAAAUCCUAGAGCAAUCAGUAAAUGUAAGCUGUGUACUUCCUACAAGAAAAGAUGAUAUUUGUAAUUCCUAAGAACCUCAUCUUUAGAAGGGCAUGGGUAUGAAUUUACUAUAAUGAGAUGAACGCAUAAAAAAGGAGGUUAUAUCUUGUAUUAUGAUGUCGAGUUUCCUGUUUAUUUUUUACUUUUUUGGUAGUCCAAUUAUUCUAAAAUUGUCUCUUCUUCCUUUAUUUUCCAGGUCUAUGACCUUGUCAGUAAGAUAUUUUAUGCUUUCUUCUAAUUUCUUGGUCUUUUGGCUUUGCUUUAUUAAUUCUUGCUCUUUUGCAAGAUCAUUGUCUUCUAGUUGCCUGAUUCUGACCUUUAAAGCCUGGCUUUCCUUUUCAGUUUGGUCAAACCGGUUUUGUAGUUGCGUGAAUUCCUUUUGCAUUGUUUCUCACCUUUCCUGCCAGAAGGCUUCCAUCUUUUUUUAUCAUUUCCGAUUCCAAGUCUUCAAGAGUUUGUGGAGAGUCUCCAUUUCCUUUGGAAGGUUUCAGAGCAAUUGAUUGUGUUUCCUCUUCUAUCUCCUCUGUAUUUUGUAUUUCUGCUCCAUAAAAUGUGUCCAAAGUC
Monodelphis domestica (gray short-tailed opossum) is the source of this 5921-nucleotide messenger RNA. NCBI's taxonomy places the organism in Eukaryota, Metazoa, Chordata, Mammalia, Didelphimorphia, Didelphidae. The record is from RefSeq and is a predicted model, not a curated record.